Cyprinodon variegatus (sheepshead minnow) is the source of this 2911-nucleotide messenger RNA. It is a transcript of the gene mtss1la, whose product is annotated as metastasis suppressor 1-like. Lineage: Eukaryota; Metazoa; Chordata; Actinopteri; Cyprinodontiformes; Cyprinodontidae. The record is from RefSeq and is a predicted model, not a curated record. The transcript has 16 exons. Gene Ontology annotation, biological process: cell projection assembly; plasma membrane organization. Gene Ontology annotation, molecular function: actin binding; phospholipid binding. Bases 1 to 2349 code for a protein of 782 amino acids. Gene Ontology annotation, cellular component: actin cytoskeleton; cytoplasmic side of plasma membrane.
AUGGAGUCUGUGGAGAAGGAGUGCGGAGCGCUGGGUGGAUUAUUCCAGGCCAUCGUGAACGACAUGAAGAGCUCCUACCCAGUGUGGGAAGAUUUCAGUGCCAAGGCCACAAAGCUGCACUCUCAACUCAGGACUACUAUUCUGGCAGCUGUGGCAUUUUUAGAUGCCUUUCAGAAGGUGGCAGAUAUGGCUACCAACUCUAGAGGUGCAACCAGGGAAAUUGGCUCAGCUCUGACCAGAAUGUGCAUGCGACACCGCAGCAUUGAGACAAAAUUAAGACAUUUCACCAAUGUUCUCAUGGAAGGCCUGGUCACACCACUCCAAGACCGGAUAGAGGAAUGGAAGAAGAUGGCUAAUCAGCUUGACAAAGACCACACCAAAGAAUACAAGAGGGCCCGUCAGGAAAUUAAAAGAAAAUCGUUAGAUACCAUUAAGCUCCAGAAAAAAGCAAGAAAAGAGCUUCUAGGCCGGGGAAACCUGCGCCCUCAGCUGGACAGCGCCAUGCAAGAUGUCAAUGACUUGUAUCUGCUAAUGGAGGAGACAGAGAAGCAGGCGGUUCGAAGGGCGCUUCUGGAGGAGAGAGGACGUUACUGUACAUUCAUCAACUUCCUUCAGCCAGUGGUGAAUGUGGAGAUUGCCAUGUUGGGAGAGAUAACCCACUUACAAGCCAUUGUUGAUGACCUCACUAUGUUGACUGAAGACCCACAUAAGCUGCCACCUGCCAGUGAGCAGGUUAUUCGGGAUCUGAAAGGCUCAGACUACAGCUGGUCCUACCAGACCCCUCCUUCCUCCCCAAGCAGCACCAGCUCAAGGAAGAGCAGCAUGUGCAGCUUGCUUCAGAUGCCAUCAGCGGGAGCACAUCGGCUCAGCAGCGUCUCCUCCCACGACUCCGGUUUUGUCUCACAGGAUGCCAACACCCAUUCUAAGCCUCCGUCACCCAUGCCCUCAGAUAUCACUAGCCAGAAAUCCACAAGCUCAGCCUCCUCUGAGGCCUCAGAAACCUGCCAGUCUGUCAGCGAGUGCAACUCUCCUACAGCGUAUGGCUCAUGCUCAUCCUUCGGUACCUUCCGCCCUGCUUUCUCUCACACUGGCACCAUCAGGCCUCUCUCUGUCAUACUCCCUGCGUCCCCCACAUUUAACCACUCACCUGGAUCCAACAAUUCUUCACCCACAUCAAAGGUUCCUAGCUGGAAGGACUGGGUCAAGUCGAGCUCCUGUGAGCCGACGCUGGCCAGCACCCCACAGCGCAGGAGGGACUCUGUGGAAAAGAUGAGAGAGCUGGAGGCGCCGCCUAGUCCGCAGGGAUACUCUGGGAUGCAAACAGGUGAUCGGCAGAGAGCGAGAAGUGGCCCAGGAAUUAUUACAGCCAAGCAUGGAGAGCCCCUGUCUCCAGCAGCCAGUACUCUGGCUAUGGUUCUUACGAGAGGCCUGAGUAUGGAGCAGCAGAAGAGCAGCAGGGACUCCCUGCAAUACUCCAGUGGCUACAGCACACAAACAAACACCCCUUCCUGCUCUGAGGACACAAUUCCAUCUCAAGGUUCUGAUUAUGAGUGUUACUCACUUAACGGGGAUGUUGACAAUGAGAGUCAGCCAGACUUUGACAAGUCCUCCACCAUCCCACGCCAUAGCAACAUUGCUCAGAGCUACCGCCGCAUGAUUCAAACCAAGCGGCCUGCCAGCACAGCAGGUCUGCCUGCAGGUAAGAGCCUGCAGGGCACUUCAAAUGGCUCCGGGGGAAGUGGCCCUGGAACCAUUUCCUCUGGGACGGCCACGAUCCGCAGGACGCCUUCCUCUAAAACUGGAGUUAGACGCACACCGUCAACAUCUGGCCCCAUUCCCAUCCGGCCACCGAUAGUGCCAGUUAGAACCCCCACGGUCCCAGACUCUCCAGGGUCUGCUAGCCCAUCCCCACGCCAUAUGGGGGGUGAGGAGUUUCUAUACAGUGAUGACCCUUCAGCUGGGGACUACAUGAGGGCUUCUCCAAAGCGGAUGAGUCUUCCUGAUACAGCUUGGGGCUAUGGAGGAGGAGGAGGAGGAAUGGACAGGACUGCUCACACCCAGCCAGCCCCCAGCGCGGCUGCUCACACAGCUGAGGAGGACCCUCAGCUUGCUGCCAACCGUCACAGCCUGGUUGAGAAGAUAGGAGAACUGGCAGCCAGUGCACAUGCCCUCGGUGAAGGUCAGUACCCCUUCCCCAGCUCAUUGUCUGGAGACAUGGCUCAGCAUGCGCCACAGGAUUCAUCAACUGUUACCCAGGAGGAUGUGGAUAUGUUAAAAACCAUUCGCCGUGGGGUGAAGCUGCGCAAGACGCUAACUGAUGACCGGUCGGCUCCCAGGAUCCUUCGGUAAUUUAAGAAAACAGAAGCCCUUAUCCACAAACUGAAGCACUCAUUAAACCGAGGCACAGUGUGCAAAGAGGAUACAAGGUGGUUAAUAAAGACCAGCCAACAACAGAAAGACUUUAAAGUAUCUGAAGUCAUUUCUUUUCAGAUUUGUAUUACGUUCGUACAAAGUAAUGCAUUUAUUUUGUUUUUGUUGUCAUUUUUUUUUUUUUUUGGUAAGCUGUGUUGUUGUGCAUCUGCUCUUCAGCUCAGUUUGUCCCAGUGGUUCCAGUGUGCAACGCAUUACACGGUUGGAUGGUAUUGCUAUUAAUACUGCAUUUCUUAUUGUAUUAAUAGUGCGUAUAGGGAUGCAUUUCCUAAUGAUCACAGCCGCCUUUCAUUGGAAACGUGGGUGGCGGGGUGCUCUGUGAGCCUGUCUUGUUUCUCAUCGUUACUGUCCAAGUAUUUCUGUUUUGUUUUGUAAGCGGGGCAGCAGCUGUGUAAUUUCAUGUAAAAAUAGAAGCAGUACAGCAGUGUUUAUAUUGCCGUACUCUACUGUCAAUGUAUUCUGCAAUUAAACCAGCUUUUUA